AUGCCGCACGAGCAUCGUCAGAUGUACUGCAGGGACGGGUGCCGAUGCGAGCAGCAGUAUCGGCUCCAUCGGCUUCUCGCUUUCGACCCCAGCAACGACUGUCGCGGAAUCUUCUCGGACUGGUUUAAAUUCCCCUCCUGUUGCAUCUGCAAAUGCUACAACGUCCCGCUCCGUUCCCUCAUGGCUGGGGAGCGAAAGCCCCGGGUCUAUAUCCCAGGGAACGACGUUCUGGAACCGGACGAUAUCGAUCCGGAACCUCGGGAUUUCGGAGCGGCACCGGACGAACAGGACGAUUAUGGGCCGACAUUGGACGGAAACGGCGAUAUUAACCACAUCCAGGUGGAAGAUGCCGAUAUCGCAGCGAUAGCAGAUGAGAAUCAGAACAUCGGGGAUCCCAUCGUCGGCCCUGCCUACGACCUGCAGCCGAUUUUGGGUCUGGCAGACGUACGGUGGUCGAGGAACCUCUACCCGUCGACGGCAAACGGAAACGGGAAGGGAAAACCUCUGCCCUUGAUCCGAACACCCAGGCAGACUCCCUAACACCCCAAGUGAAAUCACUGUGAUAAGCCUAAGAUUUUCCUCAAAAAAAUUUUUUUUCCUGCUUGAAUUCUUUUCAGUAAGUUGCAGUGCCAUAAGUGAAGCGAAUUCCCCGCAACAAUAAGUUACCAUCCGUUCCAGUCACAUAAUUUUUUUUUUAUCUUUCAAAUUUAGUCCUUGUGAUGUUUUCCGUCCAUUCGAGUUACCACGUUUUUGCAUGAAAUUGAUCUCACAGGGUCUUGAGAAUUUUCCUGAAGAUUUUAUCAGGUUGUUAUUGGUUAGAGUUUUAUCCUGUUGGAAACCUCCCCCGUUACUUUUUUUAUGUUGGAGUCACCUGCUUUUGUCUCUCUUCCUGACCCCUGUAUUAUACUAGUCGCCAAUAAACCCGCCUCAAACC
Messenger RNA from Darwinula stevensoni, 934 nucleotides. The record is from the annotation of a GenBank genome assembly. NCBI's taxonomy places the organism in Eukaryota, Metazoa, Arthropoda, Ostracoda, Podocopida, Darwinulidae.